Molecule: messenger RNA, 1302 nt
Organism: Lolium perenne
Lineage: Eukaryota; Viridiplantae; Streptophyta; Magnoliopsida; Poales; Poaceae
Biological process (GO): DNA integration
Molecular function (GO): nucleic acid binding; RNA-DNA hybrid ribonuclease activity
Source: RefSeq, a predicted model, not a curated record
AUGACCAGAGAGAGGGGUGGCAUGGUGGUGCAUGGUGAGCACGGGCAUGGGCUGGUUUUUGGUCAUGGUGACCAAGUGGAAGGGUUGCAGGGGCUUGGACUGUGGGCAAUCGAGCUCGGCAUCCACAACAUCACCUACGAGCCACACCGUGCGGUCAAAUCCCAGGCGCUGGCUGACUUCUUCGUCGAUUGGGAGGAAGCACAACAACCAACCUCCCCGACGGACCUCAAGCACUGGAUCAUGUACUUCGACUGCUCCAAGAACCUUGAAGGGGCGGGAGCUGGGAUCGUCCUCAUCUCGCCGAAAGGUAACAUUAUGAGGUACGUCCUGCAGCUGCAAUUCGAACCCUGCACCAACAAGAUGGCCGAAUACGGGGCACUCCUCCAUGGCAUGCGAAUCGCCAAGGAGAUGGGCGCAACAAGACUGCGCUGCUUCGGCGACUCCAAUCUCGUCGCUAGUCAGACCUCAGGCACCUGCGACACCACCGACGCCAACAUGAUCGCCUACAAGCGGGCGGUCGACCAGGCCAGCGCUAGCUUCGCCGGGCACGUCGUCCAAUGGGUCAACAGACGCAAGAACGGGGAGGCCGACGCACUCUCCAGGCUCGGCUCCAAGCGACAACCAUCUCUGCCGGGCAUCUUCCUCGACAUCCUCACACACCCGUCGGUGCGAGUACCCCACAAGGUCUACAUCGCCGAGCCGCCCGCACCCGACUCCGUGCUAGUCGCAGUCGUCUCAGACGUUGGGGACUGGACGGAGCCGUACAUCAACUACCUCGAGCGGCAAGUCCUGCCCAUGGACGAGACGGAGGCACACAUGAUCGUGCGCCGAUGCAAGUCCUUCACCAUCAUCAACCAAGAGCUGUACAAACGCAACAUCUCCGGAGUAUUUCAGCGGUGCGUCACCGUUGAAGAGGGAUGCAAAAUCCCGCGUGACAUACACGCAGGGGACUGCGGCCACCACGCGGGCGCUUGGUCGAUAGUGGCCAAAGCCUUCAGGCAGGACUUGUACUGGCCAACAGCCCACGGAGACGCAGUCGAACUCGUUCGCGCGUGUGUCGGGUGCCAGAAGUACGCGAGCCAAUCGCACAUGCUAGGCUCGGCACUCAAGACCAUCCCCCUCACUUGGCCAUUCGCCGUGUGGGGCAUGGAUAUGGUGGGCGAGUUCAAAACAGCCCCAGGAGGAUACACUCACCUCCUUGUCGCUAUCGACAAAUUCACGAAAUGGGUCGAAGCAAAAUCCAUCAAGAAGUGUGACGGCAAAACCGCCACAAAGUUCCUGCGGGAGUUGAUCUAUCACUAA